UGGAAUAAUUUAUGAGUGUCAACAAGUUGUUGUACCAAAAAACCAACUGCAAUAAAUUAUUAAAGUUUUUUUAAAAUAUGAAAAAUUAUACUAUUAGCUUCUACAUAUAGAAGAAUUUAUUAAAACUGUACUUUUAUCAAUAAAUAGCCACCCCACCGACAUCCAACAAUAACGAUAAUGGCCAGCUUUGGUCUAAAAAAUAAAUACUUUGCCAAAAAUAUAGUAAUAAUAACAAGAAAAUUAUUGUGGUUAUAUUUAUUUGCAACGGCGUUAGCAACAAGUUUUACCACAACAUCAACAACAGUAGCAGCAAAUGAAAUUACUACGACAACUAAUACUAACAAAUCAGCAGCUUUAGGUUCAACAACAGCAGCAACAUCGACACCACAAUUCCCAUCAUUAUCUGGUUUAUUUGCCUGGGGUCACAAUACAAAAUAUUCAACCAUACUUUUUGAUGAAAAUAUCAUUGUCAAAGGAUCAACAUUUUUGGAUAUAAAAUAUCCACCAAAUGAUGAUUUGUAUGAUGAUUAUACCAUAAUUGGUAUAUAUGCAUUUGUCAGUGACAAAUUAGAUACUAAAAUUGCUCGAAUUUUAGCAGAGAAAUUGUUGUCUGUUUAUCUCAUUGAGGGUGGUAUUGGUCAUAAUUUUACUAAAGUGCGUUUUGCUUCAAAAGCUCUUGAUGAUGUCGAGUGUAAUUUGAAAAUUUUUGGUAUUUAUGUUUAAGGAAAUGCAAAAGCACUAUGCUAAAAGCACUUAUGGACUAUGCAUGCACAAUUAUUUUAAGAAAAAAUAAACAAAAUUUAAA
Lucilia cuprina (Australian sheep blowfly) is the source of this 805-nucleotide messenger RNA. RefSeq lists its product as uncharacterized. The transcript has 2 exons. Bases 178 to 723 code for a protein of 181 amino acids. Lineage: Eukaryota; Metazoa; Arthropoda; Insecta; Diptera; Calliphoridae. The record is from RefSeq and is a predicted model, not a curated record.